This is a messenger RNA of Musca vetustissima, 1542 nucleotides long. Its product is annotated as membrane-bound alkaline phosphatase-like. The transcript has 5 exons. The record is from RefSeq and is a predicted model, not a curated record. Gene Ontology annotation, molecular function: alkaline phosphatase activity. NCBI's taxonomy places the organism in Eukaryota, Metazoa, Arthropoda, Insecta, Diptera, Muscidae. Gene Ontology annotation, biological process: dephosphorylation.
AUGGGUUCUGGCCAAUGAAGACCCCUAUUACUCCCUGUGAUGUUAUUGAUGGCAACCGUUGUCGCAGCCUCCGUUGUGCAGCCCCAAGAGUUUCCUACUCCAGAAGAGGAGAAGGAUCCGGAAUUUUGGCGUUCUAUGGCAAGGGAGGAAGUUUUGAAGGCUAUUGGAAAACAAAAUCUGAAUGUAAAUAAAGCCAAAAAUAUUAUCAUGUUCCUUGGUGAUGGAAUGUCCUUGUCUACGGUGACUGCUGCUCGUAUCCUUAAGGGACAACGUAAAAAUCAUAACGGUGAAGAAGAUGCCCUGAGUUUUGAAAAAUUCCCCCAUAUGGCACUGAGUAAGACAUACUGUGCCAAUGCCCAAGUACCCGACUCAGCCUGUACUGCCACCGCAUAUUUGUGUGGUAUAAAAGGUAAUAUUGUAACGAUCGGUGUGACGGCCAAUGUAGAAUAUAACAACUGCAGUGCCAGUAUGGAUCCCGCCAAUCAUGUUUCAUCCAUUGCUGCCUGGGCCCAAAAGGCUGGCAAAUCUACAGGAUUUGUCACAACAACCACUUUGACCCAUGCCAGCCCAUCUGGUACCUAUGCUCAUGUUGCCAAUCGUUUAUAUGAAAGUGAUGCCGACAUUAAAGCCUUUGGACAAGAUCCCGAAACGUGCUUGGAUAUGGCCCAACAACUCGUGUUGCAGGAACCUGGUCGUAACUUCAACGUUAUGAUGGGUGGUGGUAUGGCUAAAUUUUUACCAAAAACCCUUAAAGAUGCCCAUGGCAAUAAUGGUAUACGUGAUGAUGGUCUAAAUCUCCUCAACACUUGGCAAAUCAUGCAUCCCGAUGGAGCCUUGGUUACAAAUCGUGACGAGCUUUUGAACGUAAAUACCGCCAAUGUUUCACAUAUUAUGGGUAUAUUCAAUACCAAAUCAAUGAACUAUCAAGCGGUGGCAGAUAAAUCGAAACAACCUUCGUUAUCAGAAAUGACAGAAACAGCUUUGAAACUUUUGCAGCGCAAUGAACAGGGUUAUUUUGUAUUUAUCGAAGGUGGCAACAUCGAUACGGCUCAUCAUGAAAAUAAGGCAGCCAUGUCAUUGGAUGAAACAUUGGAAUUUGAGAGGGCCAUUGAGUUAGCUUAUGAAAUGACAAACCCCGAGGAGACACUUAUUGUAGUUACAGCUGAUCAUGGUCAUGGUCUCACAAUUAAUGGUUAUCCUGGUCGUGGUUCAUCCAUAUUGGGUUUAAGUACACACGAUGUCGGAUCGGAUGGUCUAAAGUACUCCACACUCAGCUAUCCAUUGGGACGAGAGCAGUAUAUCGAUGAAAGUGGCAAACGUGUGGACUUGGAAAAAAUUCCUAGAAAUAUUGAAACGGUGUAUCCUAGUUACGUAAAAUCCAUUGCUGGUCAUCAUUCGGGCGAAGAUGUUGGAAUUUUUGCCACGGGACCAUUUGCCCAUUUAUUCAGUGGGGUAUUGCAACAACAUACAAUUCCACAUUUGAUGGCUUAUGCCGCUUGCAUUGGUGAUGGACCAACUAUGUGUGAUGAACAUGCUAAUUGA